AUGGGAGCUGCCGAUGCCAGCUCGGUCGAGCAAAAGUCCGAGCACGACGCCAUGUCGGACUCCAAGCAGGCCAUGGAGAAGGUCGCGUCGAUGCCCUCGGAGACGGCCAAUGUCGCUGACGAGGACGAGAGAUCGGUCAAGCUGAGCGGAAAGACCAUCAUGGCUGUGACGGCCGUGUGCUUGAUCUACUUUGCGCAGCUGACCAUCCUGGUGGGAGUCGGAGCCCAAGGACAAACCAUUGCCGGACACUUUAACGCGACAGACAAAGUCAGUUGGCUUUCUGCGCCCAUCACCAUCUUCACGGUCGUGUUAUGCCCCAUGGUCUCGCAGGCCUGUGACUACUGGGGCCGCAAAUGGUUCCUCACCAUUCUCGUCUUCAUCGGCGCGCUCGGCGCCCUCAUCAUCGCCCAGGCAAAGUCAAUCAACAUGAUCAUCGCCGGCGUCUCCGUCAUGGGCGUCGCCUUUGGCAACCAGCCGCUGCUCCACGCCGUCGUCUCCGAGGUCCUGCCACGUCGCUGGCGAGGCUACGGCCAGGGAGGGACCGCGGCCGCAAACUCCAUGGGGUCCGUCUUCGGCGUGGUGGUCGGCGCGGCGCUCAACAGGACCAACGACCCGACAAAGGACGGGUUCCGUACCUACUUCUACAUCGUCAUGGCCGUGCACAUAGUCGCCGGCUUGCUGACUCUCGUGGGGUACAACCCGCCUCCGACGAAGAAGCAAAAGGAGUUUCGCGGACGCACCAUGGACAAGCUUCGGACGCUCGACUGGGGUGGCUUUGCGCUGCUGGCGGCGGGACUGACCCUCUUCUGCCUGGCAUUGUCGUGGUCCCAGAACCCAUACCCGUGGUCGGAACCUCACGUCUGUGCAACAUUUGCAGUCGGCAUGGCGUUCGCCCUGGGCCUCGUCGUCUAUGAGACGUGGUUUGUCAAGGAGGGCAUGUUCCACCACGGACUCUUCAAUAUGGGCCGCAACUUCCCUAUAUGCUUGUUCUGCAUCUUUACCGACGGCAUCGCCUUUUUCGCGGCAAACCUUUACUUUGCUUUCGAGGUCAACAUGUUGUACGAGAAAGACACCAUGCUCGUCAAUGCCAGACUCGUCGUCUGGUUCGUCGCCUGCAUAGUGGGUGCCAUGGCUACGGGGCUGUGGUGCGCGAGGUUCCGCAACGCUCGCUGGCUCACCGUCUGCGCGCUGCUCCUCAUGACCAUCUCCUUUGCCUUGUUUUCCAAGGCGGACCGUUCCACCAACAACGCGGUUUGGGGAUACGCUGUGCCUCUGGGCAUAGGUCUCGGCAUGUCCAUCACGACCCUGGUCACCAUCGCCCAACUGUCCACACCUCCGGGCCUGAUUGCCCUUGCCAGCGGCCUGAUGAUCUCUGUGCGGUCGAUCGGUGCCACCUGUGGUAUCGCCAUUUACAACGCCAUCUUCGUGGCCGAGAUGUCCCACCUGGGCGACAACGUUGCCCACGCCGCCAUCUCACAUGGGCUCAAUCCGCAGUUCGUGGGCCAGUUCAUCGGCGCGCUGACCUCGCGCAACGAGACCCUCAUGGCGAUGAUACCCAACGUAACCGGGGAGAUAAUCGAGGCCGGUGCUGAUGCGCUAGUGGGAACCUAUAACACGGGAUUCGACCACGUCUGGAUCGCGGCCGCAAGCUUUGCGGCCUUGGCGGCCCUCUCUGCCGCCUUCCUGUAUGAUCCCGUCAAGGAAUUCAACAUGCGCGUGGAUGCGCCCAUGGAGGAGAAGAGCGAAGAGGAAUCUGUAAUCUAGUUUUCGAGAAGCUGCGCACCGUCUUCAGCCUUACUUUUGCCAGGCAUAUGGCAGAGCCGCAAC
Molecule: messenger RNA, 1827 nt
Organism: Purpureocillium takamizusanense
Lineage: Eukaryota; Fungi; Ascomycota; Sordariomycetes; Hypocreales; Ophiocordycipitaceae
Exons: 3
Coding region: 1-1764 (587 amino acids)
Biological process (GO): transmembrane transport
Molecular function (GO): transmembrane transporter activity
Source: RefSeq, a predicted model, not a curated record